This is a messenger RNA of Amphiprion ocellaris (clown anemonefish), 2599 nucleotides long. RefSeq names its product metabotropic glutamate receptor 7-like. The record is from RefSeq and is a predicted model, not a curated record. Gene Ontology annotation, molecular function: group III metabotropic glutamate receptor activity. Gene Ontology annotation, biological process: G protein-coupled glutamate receptor signaling pathway; regulation of synaptic transmission, glutamatergic. Gene Ontology annotation, cellular component: membrane. Lineage: Eukaryota; Metazoa; Chordata; Actinopteri; Pomacentridae. The transcript has 7 exons. Bases 976 to 2472 code for a protein of 498 amino acids.
AGGCGCUCAGAGGAACAAUUGUCUUAUUAUUCAAGUCUGUAAGUGCUGUUUGUUCGCCUUGUUUACCUUCUCUCAUGUCUGAGAAGCGCUAACUUCCUGGAAAACCUCACUAUGAAGUGAUGCUAAUCUUUUUUUUCUCUCACUCUCUCUCUCGCCAACUGAAUGACGUCUCACAUGGAAACGGGGCUGAAAACUCGGCGCACGCAGUGAAUCCCUGCUUGUGACUCAUUCAUUUUGUAUUAUGAGACCGGUUGCGGAGACGACGAAAAAGAAGGGGAUUUAAUUAGCUGUUUUUUUUUGUCUUUAAAAAAAAAUCAAUCUGCGCUUCCACAUUUGCGCUAAUCGUUUCUUUCUUUUUUUUCUUUUUCUUUGGACACUGUGGAAAUGAUUUGCGCCCCUGGGAGGCAGACGCCAACAGCCGAGCGAGCCAUCCCUGCGCUCCCGUGGACUUCAGUGCGAGAAGAAUGUCACCCACUUCUGCCGGUGUCCUAACGUUUUAAAUCUUGAUCCUGAGAGAUAAUUCAUUGCAUUCUCUCCAUCUGGUGAUUUGAAUUGCGUCGCUCCGAACAUCGCCUGUGUCAGUUUCUUCGCGGGUUUUUUUUCCCCCCUCUUUUGUUUCCAAUUUGGAUCAGGCAUAAAUGGACAAAAUCAGGCCAGUUCGUGUGCAGCGGCGCUUCUUUUAGUGAUAUUCUCUGACUGAUGGGAUGUAGCCCUUCCUGAAUUACGAGGAGCUUCACCAUUCAACAAGCUGCACCGCUCACUCCCGGUUGCAAAGAAGAAGAAGAAGGAAAAAAAAAACGAUGGGCGCAGUUUGCCUGAGCCUUCUGCUGCGUCUUGGUUCUUCAGCCCAGCUUGUUGAAUCUCCUCCCUGGUGACAAGAAUGGGUUCGUUUUAACAAACUUCUGGGUCAUUUUUUUGUUUUUCUUCUUUCCAUCGGCGGAUUCGCAGGCUCCAUUCCUUCCCUAAAAGUUGAUCAUGGCGCGUCCCGGUGAAUGUGCCAAGCUGAGCUCUAUAUGGAGGCUGCUUUGGCUCAUGAGGACUGUGGUGGAUGUCGCGCUGCCUCAGGAGACUUAUGCGCCACAUUCCAUACGGACUGAGGGGCAUCUGACCCUCGGCGGACUGUUCCCGGUGCACACCAGAUCGAUUGACGGCACGCCGUGCAGGGACCUGAAAAAGGAGAACGGCGUCCAGCGGCUCGAGGCCAUGAUGUACGCGUUGGACCAGAUUAACCAGGACGACCAACUCUUACCCAACAUCACCUUAGGCGCACGGGUGUUGGACACUUGCUCGAGAGAUACGUACGCCCUGGAGCAGUCGUUAACUUUCGUGCAAGCCCUGAUCACGAAGGACACCUCCGACGUGAGGUGCACGAACGGGGAGCCACCGGUGUUUGUCAAGCCUGAAAAAGUGGUGGGAGUCAUCGGAGCCUCGGCGAGUUCAGUAUCGAUCAUGGUUGCCAACAUCCUCCGCCUCUUUCAGAUCCCACAGAUCAGCUAUGCGUCGACGGCCCCGGAGCUGAGUGACGACAGGCGCUAUGACUUCUUCUCUCGGGUGGUUCCUCCAGAUUCGUUCCAGGCCCAGGCCAUGGUGGACAUUAUCCGAGCCCUGGGCUGGACGUAUGUCUCCACCAUCGCCUCAGAGGGCAGCUAUGGAGAGAAGGGAGUGGAGGCCUUCACACAGCUCUCUAAAGAAGCAGGUGGAAUCUGCAUCGCCCAGUCUUUGAAAAUUCCACACAACCCCAAGCUGGAGGAUUACGACAAAACAGUCCAACAACUGAUGGAAACGUCCAACUCGCGGGCAGUCAUCAUCUUCGCCAGUGAAGAAGACAUACGGGGAGUUCUCAAUGCCACCAAGAGGGCCAAUCAGGUGGGUCAUUUCCUGUGGAUUGGAUCUGACAGCUGGGGGGCCAAGAGCAGCCCGAUCCACCAGCUCGAGGAUGUAGCAGUGGGAGCAGUCACUAUUCUGCCCAAACGCUCCUCCAUUAAAGGGUUUGAUGAAUACUUUACCGCACUCACCCUCGAGAACAAUCGCAGGAACGUGUGGUUUGCUGAGUUUUGGGAAGAAAACUUUGACUGCAGGCUGCUCAGUGCCUCCAAGAGAGAGGAUACCAGUCGCAAAUGCACAGGCCAGGAGCGCAUUGGGAUCGACUCCAAAUACGAGCAGGAAGGGAAGGUGCAGUUUGUGAUUGACGCGGUGUACGCCAUGGCCCACGCUCUGCACAACAUGCAGCGAGACCUCUGUCCCGAUCAUCCUGGCGUCUGUCCACAGAUGGAGGCUGCAGAAGGAAAGGUUCUGCUGAGGUACAUACGUAACACCAGCUUCAACGGCAGUGCCGGAACUCCUGUUGUGUUUAACAAGAACGGCGAUGCUCCGGGACGCUAUGACCUGUUCCAGUUCCAGAUGACCAACUCCUCCACUCCAGAGUAUAAGGUGGUAGGACAGUGGGUGGAGUCUCUCCAGCUCAAGGUGUGAUGAUUUACUGAUGCUGACAACACAGACAAAAGACAUCUGUUUGUAUGUCUGUAAUUAAGCAGGAUAUCUGGGUGCAGAUGUACUUAUUUGAAUCUCAAAUACAGAGAGGACUCAGAUGCAGGUGUCU